Messenger RNA from Tetrahymena thermophila SB210, 1695 nucleotides. Its product is annotated as tetratricopeptide repeat protein. Gene Ontology annotation, biological process: protein phosphorylation. Gene Ontology annotation, molecular function: ATP binding; protein kinase activity; protein binding. NCBI's taxonomy places the organism in Eukaryota, Ciliophora, Oligohymenophorea, Hymenostomatida, Tetrahymenidae. The transcript has a single exon. The record is from RefSeq and is a predicted model, not a curated record.
AUGAUUGAAGACUAAGUGGAUUAGUAUGUAAGUCAGGUUGUUUAGCAACUUAAUCAAAUUAAAGAUUUAGAAGUAACCGAUAUAAGAAAAGAUAAAGAGGGAUUUGGUAAAUAUUUGUUUGCUAAAUAUUAGCAAAAUAGUUGUAUGAUUUAAAUAAUCUCAGUAUAAAAUGAUGAAAAAUUAUCUUAGUAUAAAAAGUUAUAAAUAGCUAUAGAAAAAGUCAAUAGACUAAAACAGUGCUCUCAUAAAAACAUUAUAAGAUAUUACGAUUCUUUCUAAAUCGAGGACAGCUUUUUUAUUGUUAUGGAAAAAGUAGAGUUCUCGCUUCAGCAGUGGAUUAAUGAUAAUAAGAAAAAUUUAAUAUAAAAAGAAUAAUUUUUAAAAUUUGCUUUGUAAAUGGUUGAAGCAGCUGAUUACUUGCAUCAAAAAAAGUACAUUUUGAGCAAUAUAAGCUUAAAAAAUAUAUUUUUAGAUAGAGAUUUGAAUAUAAAACUCUCAACUUUCACAGUUUAAUAAGAAGUUAGCGUGAAAUAUCUACUACAUAAAUAAAUUUAUGCACUUGAAAAUGAUUAAUUAAUAUACUUCCCAAUCUUUUUAAUUGAUAAGCGAGAUAAUUAAGAUUUGAUAACUUUGAGUAGCAAACAAGAUAUGUAUACAAUCGGUUUAUGUCUUUAUUGUCUAACUGGUGUUUCAUAUAUGGAAGUUUUAAAUUACAUUUGGGGUGAUAAAUUUUAAGUCAGUAUAAGUCUUGGUGUAGAUGUAAACUAAAUAUUACAAUUAAUGCUCUUUAGAAAUUAAUGUAGUUUCGUUCCUUCCCCUAGCUAUUUUAUUAAAUCAUUUUAACAAAUUAUUGAAUCUUUAAAUAAACAAUAGAAAAAAAAUGAUGAUAAAAGCUAAGGAUAAGCGAAGUUUUAAAUGAGUAAGGAUGAAGAAGUUCAAUACUUAAAAUUGUUUUAAGAAAUUGCUACUUUUGUUGAUAAUAUUAAACAAGAAAAAGAAUAAUUAUCUGAAGAUGAAGAAGGAAAUUAAGAAAUUAAAUCUGAAGUUAAAGAAGAAAGCUAACAAAUUAAAUCUGAAGAUAGUAAUGAUGUUGAUAUAUUUAUAGAGAAAACAAGAUGCCUUACUUAAAUGAAUUAAAAUUGUGAUAUUCUUUAUUUAUUUCUAGGUCAUUUGUAUGAAAUAUCUUAAGAUUUUCAAUAAUCUCUAGAUUCUUAUAAAAAGGCUUUUGCUUUAAACGAUUAAAACGAUGCUGCUGUGUUUGGAAUGGGAUUAGCAUACGGAGAGUUAGGAUUUAUAUAAGAAUCUUUAAAUUGUUAUAAUAAAUAUAUUAACUUAAACACUUUGGAUGACGAAGUAUAUAAUAAUAUUGGAGAUAUCUAUUUUAAUUUAAAUGACUAUAAUACAUCAAAAAGCUACUUUAAAAAAUCUGUAGAGUUCAAUCCAAGAUAGCAUAUUGCCUUUUAUAAUUUAGGUUAAGUUUAUUUUUAAUAAAAUAUGUUUUAGAAAGGAUCAUACUACUUAAAGAAAGCAAAAAAAAUCGAAUUAGAUGAUGAUACCUCUGAACUAUUAGGUUUUUUUUAUAAAUAAAAGCAAGACUAUGAAAAAUCCCUCAAGUGUUAUGAAAAAUUGUCAAUUAAAACAUAAAAUUAUUAGCAAUAUAAAAAUCUAAUACAUAGUAUUAAGUCUUAAAUUUGA